AUGAACCGAUUUGUUCGACCUUCCAAGUAUCGUCAUGUCUAUGGUACAGCUGCCAAGCGCGACUAUUGCUAUGACAAUGUUCGCGUUAGUCUCAACGCUUGGGAUACCAACAUGGUGCAAGUGAAUCCUCUAUUCGUAUCUAUGAACUGGCAAGCUUCAGGAGGUGGCGCGUUUGCUGUUAUUCCGUUGUCUACUGUUGGCAAGUUGCCUGAAAACUUCCCACUUUACCAUGGUCAUACUGCACCUGUUCUUGAUACGGAUUUCAACCCUUUCAACGACUAUAUUGUUGCAUCUGGCUCUGAGGAUACCAAGGUCAUGAUUUGGAGCAUCCCCGAGCAAUACGACGAGGACCUUGAAGAAGUGAAGCCUGUGCUUAAGCUUUCAGGACAUGGACGCAAAGUUGGUCAUGUGCAAUUCCAUCCUGUCGCCAGCAAUGUGCUUGCAUCCGCUAGUACUGAUUUGUCCAUCAAAUUGUGGGAUAUUGAGAAAGGACAAGAGAAGCAAGAACUUAUUGGACAUACCGAGAUCAUUCAAAGCAUGUCAUGGAAUUACAAUGGCUCGCUCUUGGCCACCACUUGCCGUGAUAAACGACUCCGUAUCUUUGAUGUCCGAAGCAAUCAAGUCGUUCAGGAAGGUCCAGGUCAUCAAGGUAUUAAGGGAUCUCGUGUCGUUUGGCUCGGAGAAUCGAAUCGUCUUGCCACCACCGGCUUUUCGAAAAUGAGCGAUCGCCAGCUUAAUCUCUGGAACAGCGACGAUCUCAGCAAGCCCAUGAAGUCUGAGUUUAUCGAUACUUCAUCAGGUGUCAUCAUGCCUUUCUAUGAUAACGAUAACAGCAUCCUGUAUUUGGCCGGCAAAGGUGACCGUACCAUCACCUACUAUGAAUUCGAAAACGAUGAGUUGUAUCGUCUUAGCGAUUACCGGGAUGUUGAAGCACAAAAGGGUGUUGCAUUCAUGCCGAAGCGUGCCUUGAACGUCAAUGAAUGUGAAAUUGCCAGAGCAUACAAAUUGACCACCAAUAUGAUCGAGCCCAUCUCUUUCAAGGUCCCAAGAAAGUCGGAUGCAUUCCAAUCAGACAUUUAUCCUCCGGCAGUCAGUGAUGAGCCAGCUUUAACAGCGGAUGAAUGGUUUGCAGGCAAGAACGCCGAUCCCAAAAAGAUUGAUCUUUCAGCUGGUUACCAAGCAAAGGAGAAGCAGGAUUUCGUUCCCACCGCUCAAGCUGUUGAAGAAUCAAAGGAGCAAGAUAGUGGUGCUUCUACACCCAAGAACGAAAAGGAUUACCAAAAGGCAUAUAACGAGUUGCGUAAGGAAAAUGACGAUCUUAAAAAGGUUUUAUCCCAGCGCGAUGUGAAGAUCCGAGUCCUUGAAAUCGAAUUGGAAAAGUUGAAGACACAAAGAGAGGAGAAUAAGAGCGAUGGAUCCACAGAAGGUAAUGCAUCAUCCGGUAACGAUGAAAAGCCCGCUGUCAAUGAUCAAUUAGAAGAACAACAACCUGACAAGUCCAAAGAGGAUGUUGAUGCUAGCCCAGCUACAGAGUAG
Messenger RNA from Lichtheimia ornata, 1536 nucleotides. RefSeq lists its product as uncharacterized. The transcript has 8 exons. Gene Ontology annotation, biological process: actin filament organization. NCBI's taxonomy places the organism in Eukaryota, Fungi, Mucoromycota, Mucoromycetes, Mucorales, Lichtheimiaceae. Gene Ontology annotation, molecular function: actin filament binding. The coding region runs from base 1 to 1536 and encodes 511 amino acids. The record is from RefSeq and is a predicted model, not a curated record.